UUUUUUUUUUUUUGGGUUUUCUUCCCAUUUUUUUUUCGCCCAAAAAACCAGGAUUCUGUGUUUUUUUUGUUCUCCUGCUCUCUCUCAACCCCCCUGCAAACAUGAUGGUCGGAGAGGUCGAAGUGAAGGAGCGACCGAGGCCGAGUCCCGACUAUCUGAUGCAGCUCCUCAACGAGAAGAAGCUCAUGACCAGUCUGCCAAAUCUCUGCGGCAUCUUCACGCACCUGGAGCGGCUCCUGGACGAAGAGAUCAACAGAGUGCGUAAAGACAUGUACAGCGACACAGUGAAUGGCCUUGUGGAGAGACACCCCCUGGAGCUGCCUGAGCCUCUUGGACCCAUCGUCCACCUGCAGGAAAAACUGUUUGUGCCUGUCAAAGAGUACCCUGAUUAUAACUUUGUGGGGAGAAUCCUUGGCCCUCGUGGACUCACAGCCAAGCAGUUGGAGGCGGAGACAGGAUGCAAAAUCAUGGUGCGAGGCAAGAGCUCCAUGAGAGACAAGAAGAAGGAGGAGCAGAACAGAGGGAAGCCAAACUGGGAACACUUAAACGAAGACCUUCAUGUCCUGAUCACAGUGGAAGACACACAGGGCCGAGCUGAGAUCAAGAUGAGGAGAGCAGUGGAGGAGGUCAAGAAGCUCCUCGUACCUGCUGCCGAGGGAGAAGACAAUUUGAAGAAGAUGCAGCUGAUGGAGCUGGCCAUUCUGAAUGGGACAUACAGAGACAACAACAUCAAAACACCCACCCUUGCAUUCUCUCUUGCAGCGGCGGCAGCGGCCGCUCAAGGCCAACGUCUCAUGGCGGCCCCCUCAGGUCAGGUGAUGCCUCCCCAGGCACUCCGGCCCCAAACACCAGGCGGGGGCCCCAUCAUGAACCUCAUCCGGUCCCCUCAGAUGGCUGCCAUGCUGCCCAAUGGCACCCCCACCCUGGUGCCUCCCUCACCGGAUGGCGGGCUUAUCUACACCACCCCAUACGAUUACCCUUACGCCCUGGCACCCACCUCCCUGCUGGAGUACCCCAUCGAGCACAGUGGGGUUCUAGGUAAGAGAGCCUGGGGAAGCAUGGGUCCAGCAGGUACAGCGGCCAGCUUUAGCCAGUUUGGACAGGAGGGCAGCUUUUUUUACCCCGGAGCUGGGGUGCUGGACGCGGCUGCCAUGAGCCACAGUCAGGACUUGUUGAAAGGUGCAAUGGCUACUAAAGUGAGACGGCAUGACACGCGGGUCCAUCCUUACCAAAGGAUUGUGACCGCUGACAGAGCCGCCACCGGCAACUAACACAUGACCUUCUGACCUCUGAACUCUUCACCCAAUGACGAGCCGCCCCAAGCCUGCCUGCUGAUCAGUUAACUGGUAAUUGCCUUUUGCUAGCCUCUCGGACGCAAGUGAGAGAGAGGGAGGCGCCUGCCCGUACAGUUACCCUAACACGUUCUGAAAAAAAUAAAAAUAGAAACCAAUGCAGAAUCUUCACAGAAACACACAAAACCCAACAACGUUGUGUAAUAUCCAUAUUUUUCCCUCUGUUCAUUGAGUUCAGUUCCCAUUCUUUCACUUUCUUUUUCUUCAUGAAUCAUGUAGUGGGUGGAUGUUUGUGGUAUUACUCGUAAAUCUGCACUGAAUUAUAUAGCAAUAAAGACCCCACCCCCAACCUGCCCACCCACCCUCCUUUAACUGCUCUAAUUUGGUGACCUCACUUGUAUGAAUCAAAGUUCAAUAUCUAUUUGACGCAAACCAUUUGGUUUCAGAGUAAUCACAUGAUCCCCCCCCAAAACCAACCCCCGGAGCCCCCCACCCUGUUCCUACCUGUUGGGAGAGAAAAAGAAAUAGAAGGAAAGAGAACAUACACUCGCAUUAACUUGUUUAAUUUCUGUCAUUUUUCACAUAUAGUGCAGUUGUUGAGCUCUAAAAUGUAAUAAUGAGCUGACACAUUCUGGGUGUGCACCUCCAAACAGCUUUCUGUCUGUUUUUAAAAAAGCAUGGCUGAAAUGAUUGCAAAAAAAGAGCUUUUUAUGAUUUGUGUGUUUUUUUUCUUCCCUUUUUUGUUUUGGCUUUACUUUUGAGUCAUUUUCUCCACUUAAUUUUGGUUUCUCUGUUGUUCAUAUUUGACUAAUUAGCUUUGCUUAAAUUGACUAGCCAAAAUAAGGCAGGUGGUAACCUCUGGAAAACAAAAGCAAUCUAAUGUUUUAAGCAGGCUGCAGAAACUAAGAAAUGAUGAAGGGCAAGAUGGGAAGGUCACCAUUUGGGCUGAUGGGUGUGUGUGUGUGUGUGCGCGUGUGUGUGUGUGUUUUUUAAUUAAUACUACAAUGAAAGUAGGGUGUGUUGAGGCUUCGGGGACUUUGGGGCAGUGCUUAUUAGCUACUGACCAUUACUACGUCCCCAUCCACACUACAUCCAUUAUACAGUGCCUGAUGUAUUUAGAAAAUUAUCUCAAUGAGUUAGCCGAGCUGUGAUUGAAAAGACAAAAAAAAAAGUAUUAAGUGUGCAUAUUUAGCCAAAGGGUUUUCCAAUGAAUUAUAUAUCUGCAAUUAUGCAUAUGUCACACAGAGGGGCUCUCUUUGUGACUUUAGCGUUUGGAAGGGUGUGAAUUUGUGGUGCCUGCCUUCAACUGGAACAGACAGCCAGUCAGUUAGAUGACUUUUGACCCAUUAAUGCUCUAUUUUUUUUUUCUUCUGAGGAGGUGAACUCAGAUGAUUAACACUAAAUCAACACGCUACUCAAUUACAGUACAUAGCUAGAGGAAGGGCACUUUGAAGUUCUGUACAUAAAGGUUUUAGUGGUGAGGUUUCUUUAUUGAUUUGUUUCAUCAGCCACGUUGCCAAAAGAGUUUUUUUGUCUUUUAUUUUUUGCAACUCAACAUUUGGCCAAUUUUGUUUUUAAGUGUCUUUUUAUUUUUACCCAAAUCAUCAUUUGGGACAUCAGGUGGGCAUAAUCUGAGCCUUCCUGUAAAUUAGUUUAAGUCUUUGAUUAUUUUAGGGAUGAAAAAUUUAUCAACACAUGAGGAACCCUCCAAAAGCGCAUCCACAAUGUGUCACACCUCCCUUUGAUCGUAGUCUAGAUCCUGAGCCCACAAUCUUUUGUUCAACUCUCAAGAAAAAAAUAGGAUGUGAAAGCCAUGCCUGCCUGUUCAAAUUGCUUUAUACAUACGUCUUAUAUAUAUAUAUACAUAUAUAAAUAUAUUUAUAUAUGUGUAUAUAUAUAUAUAUAUAUAAAUAUAAAUAUAUAAAAAUGUAGAUAUCUGUCAUUGCAUAUACAAAUACAUAAGUGAACAAAAAAUAGAUAAUUUUACAGGGUGCUGGAGAAGAUAAAAAAAUUGAAAAAUCUAUUUUUGGCAAUUUUAGCUUUUGAUACUUUACUUGCAGUUACAAAAUCCGAAAAAAUAAAAUAAAAAAAAGUUUAAAACGAUAUAGGGGGAAAACAAAAAGCGAGUGGGUGUAGAAAAAGUGCUGUUACUUGGAUAUGAUUGGAAAGGAAGACGAAGACCAAAACAGUCAUAACCCUGGAAAAGUUAGCGAGGAUCAGAGCGAGACCGACGCCUCAAGAGAGUUUUAAAGGAUCAAAUCAAAGUGCCUUAUCAACAGUGGUUUCUGUUCUCUGAGUAUUCCAGUUGUUUUCAAUAAUAUCCAGCACCCACCAAGAUGGCGCAGAGAGGAAUGGCUAGUGUUACACGCUCUGAAUAGUCGAGCAGGGUAGCUCCCACCAUAUCGCGGUGUUACCGAAGUUAUUCUAUGCAAAAAGAAUAGCAGUCGUUUUGACCAGCUAAAAUAUGUGCCAUGGUUUUGUCUUCCUGAAAUUAUUUUUGUUUUUUCGUUUCCUUCACUUGAUGGCCCUUUACUCUGCUGUAUGCGCAGGAUUUGUCCUCUUUUUAUUUAGAUUUUAACGAUCAUAUGAAAUAUUGUCUUGAUUUUUGCUGACUGUGACUAACUUCCUAGAACAAAUUGAACUGCCAAUAGCAAUGCAGUAGUCUGCCUGAACAUGUUCUGAUCAUGAGCUGAGAAAAAUACAUAACGUUCAAGGUAAUGGAGAGGGAAAAGGGGAGGGGUCGUCCCCGUUGGCAUUAAGCCCAUUUGUUUCAACAGCUGCAAACUGAAAGCAUCCAGUCCACGUCUCUCCAUGUCAAUUUGACAACAAACUACCAACACAAUCACGAGAUUUAUAAUGGGCGAAUGAAAUGCUGGAUAAUGAAACAAGCAACUCUAUUUCACAGCCAAAUGAUUUUCAGUUAUUGAAACAACUGACACUUUUUUGCUAGAAGGUGAAGUAUUCUCAUAAUAUAAAAAUUGAGGAAUUCUCAGAUCCCAAUAUUACCCUUGGCAGUUUGUUUUUCUAUUCAUAGCUCUUUCAUCAUGCUGUUACACCGAAAGGUCAAUGAAUUUUUCUUUCUCAGUGUUAUUAUUUUAAAUUGAAAUGCAAUAUUAAAGUGGAGCAAGUGAUGGCUAUUCAGCAUUUGACAGUAUUAAAAAAAAAAAAAAAAAUCCUUCUGCAAUGUUACAACUUGCUGUGUCAUUGUGAAAGGCUGGAUAAGUCCAUCAGGUGAAAGGUGAACUAUAUACCUACCGUAUUCUCUCUGGCCUGCCUACUACAUGUAUGAUAAUGUAAUUAACAGCCAUUGUUACAGGUUUAUAAUGUAUUUUUCUAAUCUCAUUUUAUAUGUAUAUUAAUCAUGUUUCUGAGUGCUUUAUUCUUUUUUUUUUUUUUUUUUUUAUGAAAUCCACAUGCAACUCCCCACCCCUCCCCCCAAAUCGUCCCCUCUUCCUCCCCUCCCCCCAUUCUCUUAUACAUCUUGAAAUCUGUCUCUUGUGGGGAGUGUUGCCUUUUCCCUGUUAUAUUUGGUUUUGUUUUCUUGCCAAUUCCCAGCUUGUUUAACUCAUUAGCUACUUUAUUAGUUUUCUUGUCAUAAGUAUUUUUACAUGCUUGCAUUUAGUUUCCAUGGUGUAUGCUGUUAUUUUUCUUAUUAACCUCUUGGCAUUUAUUUUAAUAAAACAUUCUUAGUAAGAAUUUUACUAACU
This is a messenger RNA of Anoplopoma fimbria (sablefish), 4999 nucleotides long. RefSeq names its product QKI, KH domain containing, RNA binding a (gene qkia). The coding region runs from base 102 to 1271 and encodes 389 amino acids. The transcript is spliced from 8 exons. NCBI's taxonomy places the organism in Eukaryota, Metazoa, Chordata, Actinopteri, Perciformes, Anoplopomatidae. Gene Ontology annotation, biological process: regulation of mRNA splicing, via spliceosome. Gene Ontology annotation, cellular component: nucleus. The record is from RefSeq and is a predicted model, not a curated record. Gene Ontology annotation, molecular function: mRNA binding.